AUGUCUACCAAAACGAACCCAGUUACCCCUCCAGCGGUGAUGGAAUCCAUCACGCAACAAAUCGGCAAUACACCUCUAACCCGUCUCAACAAAGUACCUCAGAGGCUUGGUGUCAAAGCUACUGUCUAUGCUAAACUAGAGUAUUUCAAUGCUGGGGGAAGUGUGAAGGAUCGAAUUGCCUUGCGCAUGAUUGAGGAGGCCGAGCGCAAAGGGAAAAUAAAGCCCGGUGACACGCUGAUUGAGCCAACAAGCGGAAAUACGGGUAUUGGGCUUGCUCUUGUUGCUGCAGUAAAAGGCUAUAAGACGAUAAUCACUCUUCCUGAGAAGAUGUCCGCUGAAAAGGUUUCCGUCUUGCGUGCGUUGGGAGCUACAAUUAUCCGAACACCAACAGAAGCCGCUUUCGAUUCUCCAGAAUCCCACAUUGGUGUCGCGAAGAGAUUGGAGAAGGAGUUACCAAAUGCACAUAUUUUAGAUCAGUACGGAAACGAAGAUAACCCACUAGCUCACGAAUAUGGAACUGCGGAGGAAAUAUGGGCCCAAACUGAAGGCAGGAUAACAGCCGUGAUAGCAGGUGCGGGGACGGGUGGCACGAUUACUGGUAUUGCGCGUGGCCUAAGGAAGCAUAAUCCCAAUGUCAAAGUCAUUGCCGCAGAUCCUCAUGGCUCCAUCCUUGCGUUGCCGGAAAAUUUGAACAAGGAACACAUGAACGAGCCAUACAAGGUAGAAGGUAUCGGCUACGACUUCAUCCCUGAGGUACUGGACCGCAGUAUUAUUGACAGGUGGUAUAAAACUGGUGACAGAGAAUCAUUCCAGUAUGCCAGACAACUGAUAGCCGAAGAGGGACUUCUCGUGGGCGGGAGCAGUGGAAGUGCGAUUGCCGGUCUUGCAAAAGCAGCCAAAGACUUUGAUUUUACUGAAGACGAUGUGAUUGUCGUCAUUCUCCCUGAUAGUAUUCGAAGUUAUCUGACAAAGUUUGCGGAUGACGACUGGCUAGCCGCGAACGAUCUGCUGCCGGAAGUCUCACCAGUGGUGGAGCCUUCGUCACCAGAGAUACAACCACGAAGACCUCAGGAUCCAUUCUCCGGAGCCAAAGUUAAGGCGCUGAGAUUAAAGCCAGUUACUACAAUCCCAUCAAAUUCCACAUGCGAGGCCGCUAUCGAGGUGAUGAGAGAAAAAGGUUUCGAUCAACUACCUGUGCUUGCCCCCACUGGAAGACGUUUGGUCGGUCUGGUAACUCUCGGAAAUAUCCUCAGCCGAGUCUCUCACGGGAGAGCCACGAGCAGCAGCCCCAUUUCUAAUGUGAUGUUUGACUUUUCGAAAUUGUCGGAGGUAGUCACGGAUCCCAGAGAUAUCGCAUGGUCUACUCCAGACCCGCUCGCUAGUUCUAUUGGUACUUCUAAAGCCGGGCGGGCCGCGGAAAGGCGUCAUCAAUUUAUUGAAAUAACUCUAGAAACUCCGCUGAAUGCAUUGAACCGGUUUUUCGAAUGGAAUAGUGCGGCUGUUGUUACGGAGAAGGAUGAGCAUGGAGCUAUGAAGCCGGUGGCUGUGGCCACGAAGGUAGAUUUACUAACAUGGUUGCUACACCAGAGUAAAAUCCGGACCUAAUUUUUCUUCCUAUAUGAAUGUUGUUGGCUGUUCUGGUGUUCGGUCUGCUCCAUCCCUGCGACAAGCCACCAUGUGGCUCUUCAGACCUUCUUCCGGAUAAAGCUUUCACUUUGAUAUCGACAUCGAAAAACCAUCCAGAUUCUAAUUUGUUUUCAACAUAAAUAACACACUACUGACUCCUCAUUACCUCCAACUCUAACUGUGGCAUAAAUAAUCGAUUACAAUUAUAUUUAAUUUAACAUCGAACUCCCUACUUCUGAUGAGAUUUCUAU
Molecule: messenger RNA, 1877 nt
Organism: Histoplasma capsulatum G186AR
Lineage: Eukaryota; Fungi; Ascomycota; Eurotiomycetes; Onygenales; Ajellomycetaceae
Product: cystathionine beta-synthase
Exons: 4
Coding region: 1-1605 (534 amino acids)
Cellular component (GO): cytoplasm
Molecular function (GO): cysteine synthase activity; cystathionine beta-synthase activity
Source: RefSeq, a predicted model, not a curated record